UGGCCCAGGACAGCUGGGGGAGAUAAACAGAGCAGGAGGGGGCUGUAUUUGUGUGUCUGUGUGUGUCUGUGGGUGUGUAUAUGUGUGUAUAGGUGAGUGUGAGUGCGUGUACGUGUGUGUGUUUGCAUGUGGGGGGGUGGAGGGCAUGAGAAGGCUGGGCAGCCUGGAGCCCUGACCCCUGACCCUUGACCCCUUGACCCCAAGGGUGGGCAUGGGCCCCGCCUGCCACUCCGGAGACGAGGCCUGACAGCUCUUCCUCAGCCCCGACUCCGUGCCGAGACCAUGGCCAACGUCGCCCGGGACCUCAUCCAUCGGCAGAUAAAGGAGAGGGGCGCCGUGAGGUUCGAGCGACGCUACCACGUCACUGACCCGUUCAUCCGCCGGCUGGGCCUGGAGGCUGAGCUGCAGGGGCACUCUGGCUGCGUGAACUGUCUGGAAUGGAACGAGAAGGGGGACUUGCUGGCUUCCGGCUCCGACGACCAGCACACCAUCGUGUGGGACCCCCUGCAUCACAAGAAGCUGCUGUCCAUGCACACGGGCCACACGGCCAACAUCUUCUCCGUCAAGUUCCUGCCGCACGCCGGGGACCGCAUCCUCAUCACGGGCGCGGCCGACUCCAAGGUGCACGUGCACGACCUGACCGUGAAGGAGACCAUCCACAUGUUCGGAGACCACACCAACCGCGUGAAGCGCAUCGCCACGGCCCCCAUGUGGCCCAACACGUUCUGGAGCGCGGCCGAGGACGGGCUCAUCAGGCAGUAUGACCUGCGCGAGAACAGCAAGCACUCGGAGGUGCUCAUCGACCUGACGGAGUACUGCGGCCAGCUGGUGGAGGCCAAGUGCCUGACGGUCAACCCCCAGGACAACAACUGCCUGGCCGUGGGGGCCAGCGGGCCCUUCGUCAGGCUCUACGACAUCCGCAUGAUCCACAACCACAGGAAGAGCAUGAAGCAGAGCCCGCUGGCCGCGGUGCACACCUUCUGUGAUCGGCAGAAACCGCUGCCCGACGGCGCAGCCCAGUACUACGUGGCAGGGCACCUACCCGUGAAACUGCCCGACUACAACAACCGGCUGAGAGUCCUGGUCGCCACCUACGUCACCUUCAGCCCCAGCGGCACCGAGCUGCUGGUCAAUAUGGGGGGCGAGCAGGUCUAUCUGUUUGACCUGACCUACAAGCAGCGGCCGUACACCUUCCUCCUGCCCAAGAAGUGCCCUUCCUCGGGGGAGGUGCAGAAUGGGAAGGUGCCCACCAACGGGGUGUCCAAUGGACUCCAUCUCCAUAGCAACGGCUUCCGGUUGGCUGAGGGAAGAGCCCACAGCAGCCCCCAGCCGGAGCUGCCCCCGUCCCUGGAGCGGGUGAAGCAGCAAGCCAACGAGGCCUUCGCCUGCCAGCAGUGGACCCAGGCCAUCCAGUUGUACAGCAAGGCCGUGCAGAGGGCACCGCACAACGCCAUGCUGUACGGCAACAGGGCCGCGGCCUACAUGAAGCGCAAGUGGGACGGGGACCACUACGACGCGCUCCGGGAUUGCCUGAAGGCCAUCUCCCUGAACCCCUGCCACCUGAAGGCCCACUUCCGCCUGGCCCGCUGCCUCUUCGAGCUCAAGUACGUGGCCGAAGCGCUCGAGUGCCUGGACGACUUCAAGGGGAAGUUCCCGGAGCAGGCCCACAGCAGCGCCUGCGACGCCCUCAACCGCGACAUCAACGCGGCCCUCUUCUCCAAGAGCGACGGCGAGGAGAAGAAGGGCGGUGGGGGCGGCGGAGGCGGCGGCGGCGGCGGCGGCGGCCCGGUCCGGCUGCGCAGCUCCAACCGCAAGGACUCCAUCUCGGAGGACGAGAUGGUGCUGAGGGAGCGGAGCUACGACUACCAGUUCCGCUACUGCGGCCACUGCAACACGACCACCGACAUCAAGGAGGCCAACUUCUUCGGCAGCAACGCCCAGUACAUCGUCAGCGGCUCGGACGACGGCUCCUUCUUCAUCUGGGAGAAGGAGACCACCAACCUGGUGCGGGUCCUGCAGGGGGACGAGUCCAUCGUCAACUGCCUGCAGCCCCACCCCAGCUACUGCUUCCUGGCCACCAGCGGCAUCGACCCGGUGGUGCGGCUCUGGAACCCGCGGCCGGAGAGCGAAGACGCCGGCGGCCGGGUGGUGGAGGACAUGGAGGGCGCGUCGCAGGCCAACCAGCGGCGGAUGAACGCCGACCCCCUGGAGGUGAUGCUGCUCAACAUGGGCUACCGCAUCACGGGACUGAGCAGCGGCGGGCCCGGGGGCUCAGACGACGAGGACGGCUCAGAGGGGCAGGUCCAGUGCCGGCCCAGCUGAGACCCGGCCGGGCUUCGUCCCCUUCCCUUUCUCCCUCUGCCCCGCCGGGGCUGGGGACGGGAGGGAGGGGACGG
Messenger RNA from Tachyglossus aculeatus (Australian echidna), 2396 nucleotides. RefSeq names its product WD and tetratricopeptide repeats 1 (gene WDTC1). Gene Ontology annotation, biological process: negative regulation of fatty acid biosynthetic process. Gene Ontology annotation, molecular function: protein binding. The transcript has 16 exons. Gene Ontology annotation, cellular component: cytoplasm; Cul4-RING E3 ubiquitin ligase complex. The record is from RefSeq and is a predicted model, not a curated record. Lineage: Eukaryota; Metazoa; Chordata; Mammalia; Monotremata; Tachyglossidae. Bases 283 to 2322 code for a protein of 679 amino acids.